This is a messenger RNA of Ilyonectria robusta, 540 nucleotides long. RefSeq names its product cupin domain protein. The transcript has 5 exons. The record is from RefSeq and is a predicted model, not a curated record. Lineage: Eukaryota; Fungi; Ascomycota; Sordariomycetes; Hypocreales; Nectriaceae. The coding region runs from base 1 to 540 and encodes 179 amino acids.
AUGGCGCAGACCGUUCAAUGCUACUUCCUAAGCGGGAGUCCUGAUGUCCCGAACAACAGGCUGCCUGUAUUACACUACCGUGGUGUAUUGCCAGAGCCAUACACAGAAGAAACUGCCACACAAUUUUUAACCUCAAAUAAAUGGGAGAAACGGGGUACUUGGGGUCAUAUUGGAAUUCGCCAUUUUCACCCUAAUAGUCAUGAAUGUUAUGGGGUAUUUAGAGGUCACUCGACGAUGCUUUUGGGUCAAAUUUCCCCCACUGGAGGAAACGGCAUUGAGAUCAACGUCAACACUGGCGAUGUCAUCGUUCUACCCGCAGGCACAGCCCACUCCUCGCUUCGGAGUUCCUCAGACUAUCGCUACAUUGGUGUAUACCCAGAGGGUUGUCCUCGAUGGAGAAACGAGACUGGUAAAAAGCCGGCCACAAACUUCACACAGGAUAUUAAAGCAGUAGGAAUGCCAGAGAUGGAUCCUGUCUAUGGUUCUGAGGGUCCACUGAUGAAACUCUGGGAGAAGCCCGUUCUUUCUAAACUGAUUUGA